Aspergillus puulaauensis is the source of this 432-nucleotide messenger RNA. RefSeq names its product DNA-directed RNA polymerase core subunit RPC19 (gene RPC19). Lineage: Eukaryota; Fungi; Ascomycota; Eurotiomycetes; Eurotiales; Aspergillaceae. Gene Ontology annotation, biological process: DNA-templated transcription. The record is from RefSeq and is a predicted model, not a curated record. Gene Ontology annotation, molecular function: DNA-directed RNA polymerase activity; protein dimerization activity; DNA binding. Bases 1 to 432 code for a protein of 143 amino acids. Gene Ontology annotation, cellular component: RNA polymerase I complex; RNA polymerase III complex. The transcript is spliced from 4 exons.
AUGCCUUCGUCCGUACAUUCUCAAGAUAACGACCAAUCCAUGGUCGACGCUCAGAACCAGGAGCACGAGCAAACCGAGCAGCAGCAGCAGGAGCCGGAGCCGGAGCUCGAAGAGAAGCGCAUUGUCGUUUUACCCGGCGCUACAGACACAGCAGCCUCGUUCCAGUUCGAGGGCGAGGGACAUACAUUAGGGAAUGCGCUCCGUUAUGCGAUUAUGAAGAACCCCGAUGUUGAAUUCUGUGGAUACACAAUUCCGCACCCCUCAGAGUCGAAGAUGAACAUUCGGAUUCAGACAUAUGAUACAACAACCGCAGUCGAAGCUCUAGAAAAGGGCCUCGACAGCCUGAUGGAUCUAUGUGACGUCGUAACAGACAAGUUCACUGAUGCGCGGGACACGUUCAAUGCGGAGCAGGCGGAUAGGAUGGAGUCAUGA